This is a messenger RNA of Polistes dominula (European paper wasp), 1017 nucleotides long. RefSeq lists its product as uncharacterized. The record is from RefSeq and is a predicted model, not a curated record. Lineage: Eukaryota; Metazoa; Arthropoda; Insecta; Hymenoptera; Vespidae.
AUGCCGGCAAUCGAGAUGGAUCCGUUGUACUUAGAACAAUUCCAAUCGGAUAUUAAGAAUCCGUUAACUUCGUCUAUCACUACUAUCAAUCAACGAGGUAAUAAUACGCAAUUGGAUGUUCAACAAUAUUUAUGCGGUGAAUGCGGAAAGGGAUACAAGUCGAUGAGAAAUUUAACGAGACAUCAAAGUUACGAAUGCGAAGGAAGACCAAGGUUUCGUUGCAAAAUAUGUGAUGAUCAUCAUAAUCAAAUGGGUCUGGCUGGAUGGAUGAUAAAACAAAAUGAGGAUUAUGGUAUACCACCCCAUAGCUUUCUACAAAUGGUUCAAACCAUUAAUUACAAUGAUAAAAAGGAUUCACGUAAGAGAAAUAUGAAGAAUACGACUGUUAUUUGCGAGCAAUGUGGUAAAACAUUUUCAAGAUUGGACAGUCUUAGAAGACACGAAAAAAAUUAUUGCAAGGCUAAAGGUGAUCAAUUCAAUUGCGAAUAUUGUGAGAAUGUCAAAGUGGCAGGAAAUUUAACAGAGGAUAAUCAUCAUCAUCAUCAUCAUCAUCGUCACCAUCACCAUCAGCAUCAUCACCACGACGAAGAUCCGGAAAUUUGCGAUAUGCAGUUUCACGGACAAUUGACAAUGAAUUAUCUUUUGUGCGAUUCGUCGAUCUUGAAUCCGGUUGAGCCUAGCAUUGUUCAAAGUAGAACCAACAACAGUACCAGUGCCAGUACCAGUACUAGCAACAGUACAACCAAAUCCUGUCAACAAUUUCGUUGCGACGGUUGUGGUAGAACAUAUACCAGAGUCGACAGUUUGAAACGUCAUCAACAAAAGUGCCAAGAUUUGUUGGCAUUACUUCAAGAUAGUCAAGACAAUUUGGAAAGGUUACAACAAGAAUAUUCAUGCAACCAAUGCGGUAAAAGAUACAAAAGAUUGGAUACUUUGAGAAGACAUCAAAGACUUGUUUGCGCCGACAGGGAUUCCGUUCAUUCCGUCAUCAAGACUGAUAAAACUGGCACAUCUUAA